AUGGCUGUACCUGCUGCACGUCAAGCUCUGCUGCCCGAGCCUUCAAACCUAGCCAUCUUUCCGACAUCAUCGCCUCCCAUCCUCGCUCUGCCUGCAAGCCACUGCCUCUCCAAUCCCCGCAGCUCGAUUCGCACAAUCGUCGGAGCCUCACCGAACAAGCUUCGUCUGCCGCAGCUCUCAUCCGACGCGAUCAUAUGCAUACCUGAUCGACAUUGCUUCCGAGCGGACCUCCGUCGUGCAGAUCCACGCGGCCUGCACCGAAGUCGAGACGGCCAAGGCCAUCCUGGACCCGCUCCUGUUGUAUACCCCACUCUUGCCCUGGAAUUGCCUCGCGGAGAGUCAAUAGUCAAGACCAUCAUCGCGCCCGCCAAGACCUUACAAGAGCCUACAGUACUGACUACCAACUCUCUGUCUCUCUUCCCUUCUCCUCCUCUGAUCUCUUCGCUGCGUACUCGCUUCGCAUACUCGCAUGACCUCGCCAUACCGAACGUCUCACCUCCAUUGCCACCGUCUGCUGAUCCAUCGACUCAACGUGGUUCUUGCCCAUUCCUCUCGGCAUGUGCGGCGGCUUCCAUCGCUUCGUUGGUGCUCCUUGCAUCCGGCUCACACGCGACCCCUCGCUUGACACCUUGCGACUCGCGUUUGACAUCGGGCCCGAUCUUCAUCCAAUUUUACGCGUCUUCCGUAUAUCGAUCGGCGAUUUCCAAUUUUCGACAUUUUUCGACUCUGUCGCUGCGCCCGCUCCGCCUCGCCCCUUGCCUGGCAUGUCGACCUGCACUCGCACCCCUUGCCGAUCUUCGAUUUGGACCCGACACCGCGGCGUAA
Moesziomyces antarcticus is the source of this 825-nucleotide messenger RNA. RefSeq lists its product as uncharacterized. NCBI's taxonomy places the organism in Eukaryota, Fungi, Basidiomycota, Ustilaginomycetes, Ustilaginales, Ustilaginaceae. Bases 1 to 825 code for a protein of 274 amino acids. The record is from RefSeq and is a predicted model, not a curated record. The transcript has 3 exons.